Messenger RNA from Benincasa hispida (wax gourd), 834 nucleotides. RefSeq names its product AP2/B3-like transcriptional factor family protein (gene FUS3). Lineage: Eukaryota; Viridiplantae; Streptophyta; Magnoliopsida; Cucurbitales; Cucurbitaceae. Gene Ontology annotation, molecular function: DNA-binding transcription factor activity; DNA binding. The record is from RefSeq and is a predicted model, not a curated record.
AUGCCCAUUUUGGACCACCAUGAUAAUAAUCAACCUCCUCCCUCUCUUCCCCACCACCGUCUCCUCCUCCCUGCCGCCGAUGAUCUCGCCGCUGCCGUCCCCGCCUUCUCUUCUACUGCUCUCCAUCGCAAGAAACGGAUGCCCAGAAACCGCCGCCGCUCUUCUUCUAAUCUUCCUUUCUUUCCUCCUUCUUCCUCUUCCACUCCUCCUCCUCGGGUAAUUGAUCCAAUGAAGCUGAAGUUUCUUUUCCAGAAGGAGCUUAAGAACAGUGAUGUUAGCUCUCUGAGGAGAAUGAUACUCCCAAAGAAAGCAGCUGAAACUCACCUUCCAGUAUUGGAGUCUAAAGAAGGAAUGAUAAUCACCAUGGAUGACUUGGAUGGGGUGCAUGUUUGGAACUUUAAAUACAGGUUUUGGCCAAAUAACAAUAGUAGAAUGUAUGUACUUGAAAAUACUGGAGACUUUGUCAAUGCCCAUGGCUUACAUCUAGGAGAUUUCAUCAUGGUUUAUCAAGAUAGUGAAGAACAUAACUAUGUGAUUCAAGCAAAAAAGGCUUCCGAGCAAGAAAUAUAUUCCGACAUAGCAACCAACGACAUUGUGAUCAACAACGACAUUAUGUUUCAAGACUAUGAUGCUAGCAAAGUGGCCAGCUCCAUAUAUGUGCCUAGUCCAAUCAUGGAAGAUCCCGUGUCGUCAUUUAUCUAUGACACUAGUUCUGCCUUCGACAACGAUUCACCUUUCGACUUUAUGAGUGGAUCAAUGACCAACUACUCGAGACUGGGAGCUCUCGAAGGCUUUGGAUCGGUCGAGAACUUGUCUCUCGACGACUUCUACUAA